Messenger RNA from Somion occarium, 2806 nucleotides. The record is from the annotation of a GenBank genome assembly. Lineage: Eukaryota; Fungi; Basidiomycota; Agaricomycetes; Polyporales; Cerrenaceae.
UCGUUAUACAUGAUUACUUUGUUGUACUUUAGAUACUGAACAUGGAUUUCGGAUUGUCGAUUACAGUAGUUACACGUUCUUCGCAACACUCGCUCCCGAUUUGGAUAAGCCUCCGCGAAAAAUAUAUCUGCUUAUAUAAGCGCAAUCACACAAAGACUGACCGCAUUCUGACUUCCACAACCCAUACCGGUCCAUACUGUACUUCUGAACACACUCACUCAAGCUUCUCCCCAUCAAUGCAGGCGAUAGAACGAAGCCUGAAGAACCUCAUUGCAUCAUUACCACCACAACCAAUACCAAAGGAAGUUAUUGAUGCUUUGGUUUCCGAAGCUCUGAGCGAAGUGGAGGGGCGGAAGACCACUCCGGAGAACAGACGAAUACAAUGGGAGUAUGCUCUCAGAAAUGAGGUCUUCAUACUUGCCUAGGAAAAGGAGGGAGCAGCAUUAAAAGACCCUCAUACUGCUUACUAUGACGAACUCCGAGACAUCCUCGAUAUCGUCCUUUCAUUCACGGAACACGAUGCCUGUGAACACAUAUUCCCCUUCAACAUGCUCUAUGACUUACUGGAGACGCAAACCAUUGCCUCUUGUUCACAUAUAUUCUCCUGGAUUGAAGAACGUGCUGACCGUCUCACUGAGGGUAUGGUUCCCCAGAAAGGGAAGGCCCUCGUUCUGCUACGUACCCUCAAUGAUCUUCUGCGGAGACUAUCCAAGAUGGGCUCGACUACGAAGUUUUGCGGUAGGAUCCUGACGUUCCUGAGCAGGGUAUUCCCUUUGGGUGAACGGAGUGGCGUAAACCUACGGGGAGAGUAUGGGCCUGCUUGGGAAGGGCCUGGAGUGGAGAGAUGGGAGAAAUCUGAAAUCUCGAAAGCUGAGCAAGCGAAGGAGGAGGAUUCAGAUAAGAUGCAGGUUGAUGAGCCUAAAGUUGAGAUCGACUCAGCUACAGCAUCGAAGGAGGAACCUAAGGACGACUUCUAUCGUGUGUUUUGGUCAUUGCAGUCUCCGUUCUCUCGACCGCCUAUGUUCGCCGAACCUCACAUACUUCCCAAAUUCAAAGAGGCCGUCAAUAGAGUACUCCCAGUAAUUAAAGAGGCAACAGCCAAAGAACGUGCACUGAUGGGUAGCAAGACUGUUUCCGGUGCAUCCCUAAAGCGCAAGCGUGAAUCAGAAGCCAUUGGCGAUCCUAAUACCCAAGAUUAUUUCUUUGCGAAGUAUCUCACAAGUCCGGAGCUGCUUGAUCUGGAGGUCGCGGAUACUCAUUUUCGACGACAGUUCCUCUUACAACUCCUCAUAUUGCUCCAACACCUCCUUACUUUUACCAAGUCUGCUAAGGCUGAAUGGUUGUCACAGCGAAAUCGUUCAUUACAGAUUGAUUUUACAUUGGAGCCGGACGACGCUCAGUGGGUAGAAGACACAAUCAAGCGAGCAAGCGAAGAGCUGCGUCAAACAACACCAAAUGGCAGGCUGUUUGCAGAGACAAUACAGGUUAUACUGGAGCGAGAGAAGAAUUGGAUCAAGUGGAAGAAUGAGCUUUGUUACCCCUUCGAGCGUGAAGCGUGGUCAUCUGAAGUUGAGGUGGAAGACGAACAGGGGAGGAAGGUCAAGAGGAAGAUCGGCUUGGAAGAGGCGACUGCAGAUACUCGGAAGAAGAUUCGAGAGGAACCGCCUGCAUGGGAACAUCGGUAUGGGUCUGCACCACUUACCGAAAUAUGGGAUAUGGGCUAUAGGGAUCUGUAUGAUUUGCAACAUCCAUUCCAGGCUGGUGAUAUCAAGGACUUUGUGAAAAAGGUGAAGCAGGAAGAGGCUAAGAUCGAGAUGAGGAAGAAGCAGCUCGCCAGGGCUGCUGAACGAAUAGCGCAAGCUCGAGCAAAAGCCGCCGCCUCCGCCGUUCAAAACCAGGAGACGGCUGAGAAUCCUCCACGUACAGUAACGCCACCUCCUUCUGCAUCCAGAACAUUGCCUACGCCAUCAACUCCUUUGCAACAUCCUCUGCCUGCUAAACCUGGCACGGCUGCGAGUAAACCACCUCCGCAAGACAAUGCCGUUGCUACGCCUACACCUACACCUGCUCCAGCGCCCGCUGCCCCCGAACCUGUACAUGAGCCCUCAUACGAAAAUGAUGAACUUAUUCUGCAGUACGAAGAGGUAUGUGACGGCAGCAACCUAUUGAUACUUACAUUCUUGCUGAUUCCGCUUGCGAUGUAGAAUAAAAUGCGCUGGGCGUGGCUGGCAUUGCGAACCACGCGGGAUCUCUACCUUCUGCAUUUCGCCAAGAUUGGUACUGGUGACAUCAUGCUUCUCUCGCAGGAAAUAGACAAGGAGGUGAAGGAGACAAAAGAGCGCGAAGAGAAAGCGUCCCGUGGCGAAUCGACUGCGUCGGCCAAUCAGGACGACCGAGGGACGAGUCCGGGCAUGGUCGUAACUGCGAGCCUCAACAGUGUCUCGGCGGAGGCUGGCAAAACAAGUGAGGAUGGCCAGGCAGCAGUCGCUUCAGAGCAGGCCAAUGGGCGAGACAGCGAAGGUGACGUGAAGAUGGAGGCGUAGGACCUGGUUAUUGCCUCGCCUGCAUCCUUCGGUCUCAUUAUUGGUGUACAGUUUGCUGCACUAAGUUUCGUGGUGGUUCUCUGUAUUCUAGCUUACCAAUGUCAUUGUUAUACGGGCGGUCUAUACCCUCGUGAAUAUGAAUACUCGGGGUUGAGGCCCGUCGUUAGGUUCUGGGAGUGAAAGCGAUGGGUAUACGUGGGGCUCGCAGCAUCCUCGGCUGUUCGAGUGUAAGUUUACGGGGGCAAGAAACGGUCCGACGAUGA